Molecule: messenger RNA, 2963 nt
Organism: Lates calcarifer (barramundi perch)
Lineage: Eukaryota; Metazoa; Chordata; Actinopteri; Centropomidae
Gene: b3galt6
Product: UDP-Gal:betaGal beta 1,3-galactosyltransferase polypeptide 6
Biological process (GO): glycosaminoglycan biosynthetic process
Cellular component (GO): membrane
Molecular function (GO): UDP-galactosyltransferase activity
Source: RefSeq, a predicted model, not a curated record
GGCUUCACUUCCGGUUCCUCUUCGUCACAGCCACACAGAACCAAUUUGGUUAACUCUACGAGACAGGGAAUAAGUACAGCGAUACCUGGCUCUGCUCACUCAGCCUACCACUUAACCUGCUCACUGUAGCCUUCCUGGUCGACCCCACAAAAGUUAGUGGUUUUAUCACCGGUUUGGAUCAAUAUGAGCAGCCUGCGUGUGUUUACAAUCAGUAGGAGUGAGCUCGCAAAUUGCGCAGAGGGUCUUAUCUUGGUAGCUAACGUUAGCCCCACAAAGCUGCUUUCUGUGGCCCGCUCUGGCUGUAUCACCCACGGGACAGGCACUUGUCACUUGGCUAAGAGUCAGCAGCAUGAAUCUUAUACGUCUAGUGUGCCGCCACAAGACAGCCCUGGUCAUCGGCACUGUUUGCAGCUUUGCUGUAGUUCUUGUCUUCUUGGCCAAAUGUACCUCAGAAACCCUGAAACAGGGUCACCAGGAUCCUCCAGGCUUAGCUCCCCAUGCCAGUGCUUUGCAGUCCCGUCCAGAGCAGCACAACCCCCCCUCCACAUCCAAAGAGAAGUCAGCAUUCCUUGUGGUCCUCAUCACAACUGGACCUAAGUACACAGAACGGAGGAGUAUCAUCCGCAGCACCUGGCUCGCCAAGCGGGACUCUGAUGUUCUGGCCAUGUUUGUGGUUGGAACUCAGGGGCUUUCCAGCGAGGACCUACAGAACCUUAACACAGAGCAAGGGCGGCACAAAGACCUGCUCUUACUGCCUGACUUACGAGAUUCUUACGAGAACUUAACACUCAAGCUGCUCCACAUGUACUCCUGGCUGGACCAGAAUGUGGAGUUCAAGUUUGUUCUCAAAGCAGAUGAUGACACAUUUGCUCGCUUGGACCUCCUUAAAGAGGAGCUGAAGGGGAAAGAGCCCAACCGGUUGUACUGGGGCUUCUUCUCAGGGAGAGGACGAGUGAAAACAGCUGGCAAAUGGCGGGAAAGCUCUUGGGAGCUCUGUGACUACUACCUGCCUUAUGCACUGGGUGGGGGCUACAUCCUCUCAGCCGACCUGGUGCAUUAUGUACAUCUGAAUGCAGGUUACUUCAAGACGUGGCAGAGUGAGGAUGUGUCACUGGGUGCCUGGCUGGCACCAGUGGAUGUUCGGCGGACGCAUGAUCCACGCUUUGACACAGAGUAUAAAUCACGUGGUUGCAACAACAAAUAUUUGGUCACACAUAAGCAGAGCUUGGAGGACAUGUUGGAAAAACAUCAAACUCUCCAGCGUGAUGGCAGGCUCUGCAAAGAGGAAGUCAAACUGCGAUUGUCCUAUGUGUAUGACUGGGGUGUGCCACCCUCACAGUGCUGCCAAAGGAAGGAUGGCAUUCCUUAAUUGUUUUUUACACAGUUGAAGUUGGCUUUUGAUUUGUGUCAUUUGAGUAUUAAAAAUUGGGGAAUAAUGUUUUUCAAUCAAUUUGCCAUUGUUACAUGAUUUAAAGUUGUGUAGCAGGUACUAGACACCUUAGUAAAAACCUGAAUGCUGUCAGAAACCCCAUCUCAAAUCUGUAAAACCUUUUACUCUGUUUACUGACAAAUAAAGGGCAGUUUUACAGAUUUUUUUCCAUUCAGACCAGAGGAUCUAGAAGGAAUUUAGCCCAAAUUAUAGCAGAGUGGUCUUUGAGCUAGACAUUGAAUUGCCCUUGUUUUCUUAAAGGUUUUAUAAAUCUUAAAUGGUCUUUGGUAUCUCCAUCUUAAUUUAGUCCAGGUUAGACCACAUUUAAUGUGGGUCAAGAAGUAAUCAAAUCACUCCUUUUUAUCUGUUUUCACAAAAAGAAUGGGGUUUCAAACAGUGCCAUAGCUUUUAUUUUGAAGUCAAGUACAAAAUAUAUAACUUAAAAUGGUGUACCAGUACCAAUGGACAAUUGGCUAGGAAAUAUUUCCCCUUAACUCUCGAAUUGGAAGCCAGCUUUCACCAUUUGUCCUUUUUGACCUGUAAAACUCCUUGGCCUUGUUAUUUGGGCCCAGUAUAAUGUCAGUGCUCUCCUUACCACCAGUUUACCACGUCGGUGGCCUCCUGCUCUCCUCUGUCUGUGCUUCUUCUGCUGUACCUCUUGCUAAAUAUUGUCAAACACCAUGAGAUGUUUAAAGUGUAGUAGAUGGCACAGGGAAACACAGACGAGAGAUUCUCACCCUGCCAUUAUGUCUACAUUUUUUUGUGAAAGCAAUUUUUUUGUAUUUUAUUUAUUACUAAUUUAUUCUGCAGCAAAUACAACACACUGGUGGUGAGUUAUAAGAAACACGGUGAAUGUGGUUGCUGCUUGUGAGUAGAAUUUGUAUUUAUAAACAUGUUUUGGGGAACAAAAUCACGUAAAUCACAGAAUGAAUGGACAAGAAAUGUUCACUUUCAAAUGUAAAACUUUUGUUUACAGUCAACGGUACACAAGGUUUAAGGUUGCUACACAGAAUGCGCAAGAGAAAAUGAGUGAAUGUGUUUUAUUCAGCAGGCCUUCUUAUUCAACAGUCACUCUUUAAAGUUUGGUCCGUGCAUUUACUUUGCAGAGAUAUCAAGUUAUUUGUGAAUGUUUGCAGCAUGCCUCAGAUUCAGACUGAGAAACUUGAUAUAGACUACCAGCUGGCACUUGGUCACUUUUUAAACAAAAAUCCAUAAUCAUUAUUCAAUGAUUGCUUUUUUUUUUUUCGGAUGUUAGGCUCUCUGAACCUAACUCGCCCUGUGAUGUCAGCAGCUGAGUCCCAAAACGCGUGAAAGGGUACAACACACUGAAGUGCAAACGGUUGAGGAAUCCUGCAAAAAGAGCUACAUCCAAGUUCAUUCCUAUGACUGCUGUUACCUUUAUGUGAAUAAUGACAAGACUAUUUUGUCACUGUCGUCGCGAGCCAAUUCUGAUUCAGUCCAGCUUAAGUUUCAGUGUUUGUUUUUACAUACAUGGUCAGCCUCCCUGGAUGUUUUAUUAAAAUUUUUAAAUGUA